Messenger RNA from Scleropages formosus (Asian bonytongue), 4920 nucleotides. RefSeq names its product terminal uridylyl transferase 7 (gene tut7). Lineage: Eukaryota; Metazoa; Chordata; Actinopteri; Osteoglossiformes; Osteoglossidae. The transcript is spliced from 29 exons. The record is from RefSeq and is a predicted model, not a curated record. Gene Ontology annotation, molecular function: nucleic acid binding; RNA uridylyltransferase activity; zinc ion binding. Bases 116 to 4399 code for a protein of 1427 amino acids.
UGAUUUCCUUCCCCCCCCCCGCGACUGGCAGCGUCACAGCUGCACCGGUCGCUGCAGUCAGGAGAGACGUAGUAUGCAGCCGUUUCGGGGACUACAGGUUUAGUUUUAAGAUCUGAUGGAAGAGGCAGGGAAGGCCCGCUGCUUCAAGCAGGCCAAGGAGCGAGUCAAGGUGGCCGAGGAUCCGGAGAACUGGAGGAGCCACGCACGCGCCAAUGCUCUUGAAUACGGCAGAGGUUACGGCUCGAAGCCCGACAAGGGCUUCCGUGAAAAGAAAGGUACCCCACGGGCCUAUGGCAUCAGUCCCAGAGGUGGUGGGCAUAGUCCUUUGAGCCGCAGCCCUGGUGAGUUUCGCCAUGCUGGCCAGAAGACUCGGGAUCACAGGGAGGGUUUUAGGAAAUUUCCAGCCCCUGAGUCAUACAGCUCCCAAGAGAAAAGCUGGAGAGAGCGUCCAUCAGGUCAUGUGGCUCGCUGGAGAAAGGAUUCCUAUCAGGAGGAGGGUGAAGAUCUGGUCAAGCCUCUGGAGACCAGUAGUAUUAGGAAGUGGAGGAAGGAUACAGCCACCCAGGAGACGCUUGAUUCCGUAACUCACAACUCAGGGCACAGACGAAGAGUGAGAGAGAGGAAGAGAGAUCAUAGUCAGAGAGAUGAGGAAGGGGGUGCUCCCUUGGUCGAUGAGGGAGAUCUUUCGGAAAUUAAGCUCCAGGCUUUUCGACGAGCUGAGGAGAAAUUGGGCAAGGAGGGAAUAUUCCAGCUGAAAAAUCGUCUUCGAAGCAGCCCUAGAGCGUGUUACAAUUGUACCCUGUGUGAUGUGUUGCUGGACUCUGUGCCCGAAGCUCAAAAACACAUGAAGGAGAAGUGGCAUAAGAAGAGAGCAAGGGACCGACGUGAGGAGGUAAUGCUCUGUGAGAUCCUGCCGCCAGGGGAGCAGCAGUCCCAGGAGGUGGGCAGUGCCGUCCAGAGAGAGGUGCUGAAGUAUGCUUUGACUGACAAAGAUGUUGAGCAGAGGCGUCAUAUUGUUCUGUCCAUGGAAAGAGUUGUCAGAUCCGUCCUGCCUGAAUGCUCACUGAGGUUGUAUGGAUCAUCUUGCUCUAGAUUGGGUUUCAAAGAGUCAGAUGUUAACAUAGACAUCCAGUUCCCAUCUCAUAUGCACCAGCCAGAUGUGCUGUUGGUGGUCCAGGAGAGCCUUUCAAAGAGCUCCCUCUUUGUGGACCUGGAAGCGGACUUUCAUGCAAGGGUUCCUGUGGUGGCUUGUAAAGACAAAGAGAGUGGUCUGAUGUGUAAGGUGAGCGCAGGCAAUGAAAAUGCUUACCUGACUACAGUAUACCUGUCAGCACUGGCCUAUCAGGAGCCUCUUCUUCUCCCUCUGGUUGUAGGGUUCAGGCAUUGGGCCCAGCUUUGCCACAUUGACCAUCCUGAGGAAGGUGGGCUUCCUCCAUAUGCCUUGGCCCUUAUGGUCAUCUACUUUCUGCAGCAACGCAAGGAGCCUGUUCUGCCUGCAUACCUGGGUUCCUGGAUUAAGGAGUUCUCCAUAAACAAAGUCAAUGAUUUUCGUCUGACUGGUGUGGAGAAUGGACACGUACUGUGGGAAUACAGUCCUGUCCAAGAUGAAGCCUCACCCUCUUCUCAGAAGUUCCAUAAGAAGGGAAAGUCCCCAUUGGUCUUUAAAGAUCAUCAGUGCACUGUGACGCUGGGCCAGCUUUGGAUUGAAAUGCUGCGUUUCUAUUCGCUGGAGUGUGAUAUGACAGACCGUGUCAUCAGUGUCCGCAUCAGCGGUUUUUUCUCCCGUGAGUCAAAGGACUGGCCUAAGAAGAGGAUUGCCGUAGAGGAUCCUUACGCAGUGAAGAGGAAUGUUGCGCGGACAGUCAACAGUCAGGUGAUGUACGAGUACAUCCUCCACUGCCUGAAGACUACUUACAAGUACUUUGCCCUGCCCCUGGAACAGCAGAACACACAGCACACCUGUGAGAAGUCAAAUGGGCCAAGUUCAGCCCUUGUCUUCCUGGAUGGACAAGAUAAAGUCACUCAGAGACCACAAGAAGCCAUUUUUUCCAAAGUGGAGUUAUGUGCAAGUGAUGGUUCUCUAAUCCAGUCACAGCUGAACAGCCUUAGUUUGGAAUCUUCUGUAGUCAAUGGGCAGACAGACGGUGUGAGUGUCACCACACAGUCCAGUGGAGUGGGUAAAGGAGGUGGAGCUGGGUUCCUGGAGGAUUUAGACCAUGUGGGGGAAGGGGUGAUGAGUGAGGACCUGAAUGAGAGUGACUGUGACAGAGGUGAGGCAGAGUCGGACAGCGAGGAUGUGGACCCCACUCACCUGCUCCACUUUCCUCAGGAGCAGGAUAUAGAGACUGAGAGUCUCUCUGGCUGUGAGUCACCCCUUCUGAGGGGCAACACUCAUGACCCUGAGAGACUAGAUAGGGAAGAUGAGGACUCUGGAAGCACAGAUGAGCCCUUGGGCAACCAUAAGAGACUGACCUUCCAUGAGAAUCAGUCUGAUGAUGAUGAAGAAGAGUACCCCAGGCAACAUCUUGACAGCUUUACCACAGAGGAAGAGCAAUACCUGGUAGAUGCUGUCUCAGGGGAUGACCUUCUGUCUGAAGAGGAAGAGCCACAAGAAAUGAGGCCAGUCAGAGAAGUAAUUUCAGCGGAAGGUGUUCUUGCUACUGUUGGUCAGACUGAAUCUGUUGAACAUGGAAUGCCUUUGGAGGCUCCUACCUAUGAGUUCAGCAAGCAGGUCUUCACUCGUGGAAAGUCGCACACCAUUGUUUGCAGUCUCUGCAAGCAUGAUGGACAUCUGAAGCGUGAUUGUCCUGAAGAUUUCAAGAGGGUUGAGCUAGACACUCUUCCUCCUAUGACACCAAAAUUCCUCAGAAUCCUUAAUGAAGUUUGCAUACAGUGCUAUAGAGAUUUUGCACCAGAUGAUCUUGAAGAGAAAGUUCGUGAGCAUAUUCUGCAGGACUUGGAGAAGUUUAUUAGGCAUCAGUUUGAAGGAGCAAAGUUAAGGCUGUUUGGAUCAUCAAAAAAUGGGUUUGGAUUUAAACAGAGUGAUCUGGAUAUUUGCAUGGUCCUGGAAGGACAGGAGACCUCAGAGGGUCUUGACUGCCUUUCAAUCAUAGACCAACUUGCUAGACUUUUGAGGAAGCACUCGGGUUUGCGCAAUAUUCUACCAAUUACAACUGCAAAAGUCCCUAUUGUGAAGUUCUUCCAUGUGAGGUCUGGUCUGGAGGGAGACAUAAGUCUGUACAAUACGCUGGCUCUACACAACACCAGACUCCUGGCAUCUUAUGCCACAAUUGACCCCAGAGUGAAAUACCUGUGUUAUGUUAUGAAGGUGUUUUCCAAAGUAUGUGAUAUCGGCGAUGCGUCGCGGGGAAGCCUCUCCUCCUAUGCCUACACAUUGAUGGUGCUGUUCUUCUUGCAGCAGAGGAACCCCCCAGUCAUACCUGUGCUUCAGGAGAUUUAUGAUGGCCCCAAGAAACCUGAAAUCCUGGUGGAUGGUUGGAAUGUUUACUUCUUUGACAAGCUGGAUGAGUUGCUGCAGCGCUGGCCACAAUAUGGCAAGAAUACAGAGAGUGUGGGAGAGCUAUGGCUUGGCCUUCUUCAGUUCUACACGGAGGAGUUUGACUUCAAGGAACAUGUCAUUUGCGUGCGCAGGAAGCAGCUGCUCACCACCUUUAAGAAGCAGUGGACUUCCAAGUACAUUGUCAUUGAGGAUCCUUUUGACCUGAACCAUAACUUGGGUGCUGGUUUGUCUAGAAGAAUGACCAAUUUCAUCAUGAAAGCCUUCAUCAAUGGAAGAAGGGUUUUUGGGACCCCAGUUAAAGUCUUCCCUGUGGAAUACUCCUCAAAAAUGGAAUACUUCUUUGACCCAGAGGUGCUUACAGAGGGUGAACUGGCACCAAAUGAUCGCUGCUGUAGGAUCUGUGGAAAAGUAGGCCACUUCAUGAAAGACUGUCCGCUGCGCAGAAAAAUGCGACAUAAACAUGAUCAUCCAGGGCCUGAAGAUGGCGCAGGGGGUAGGUGGCACCGUGGAGACCAGGACCGGGUGUGGGUGGAGCCCCAGGAAAGUCCCAGAGACCAAGCCCCUCGGCAGGGUGACAGGUGGAAAAGGCAGGAGGAGAAGCGUUGCUUCAUCUGUGGCUCCUCUAGUCACAUCAAAAAGGAGUGCCCUGCCUACAAAGGUCCCGCAGGAAGCCCCAGACCUGAAGGCUCAUCUUUCCCUGCCUCCCCUUUGGCUUCGAGUCAUUUGAAGGGCUUUGGAGAAAGACAGAGCUUGCCCCAGCAGGAAGAGAAGCGGAAGCAGAAGCAGCAGAAAAUUAUUUUGAGUCCUCAAGCAGGCAGCUUGGCAAACAGACACAUGACUCAGGGAAGGGCCUCUCAGAAGAGGAGCCCUUUGGAGUGAUGAGGCAUAGUUUUACUUUAAAGCCAAAUCAUGUCAAAUGUUUGAUCAACUGUGUGUACAUUACAUGGCAAGGAGAGUACAUAACUACCUAAGCCAAAGGAUGUUUUAUGUUUUUACCUAGACUCCAUCCAAAAGGAGUUUUAUUCAUUCACAUUUUAAAACUAAAUCCAUGAUGCAUGCUGUUGAUUUAAUUUGUUUUAUUUUAUUUUUAAUUGUUUUUGUCAUGUGCACUGUGUAAAACCUUCAUACCUAUAGCAAGGACAUGAUAGUGCAUCUUUAAAUUCAUAAGGCAGGGUAUGAAAUGUAUUUGGAAUUUUUUUAAAAAAAAAAAAAAGGAAGAAAUCGAGGACUUAAGCCUUUUCUCUAGAGGGGGGAAAAAUGUUUUGCUAGAUUUCGUUACUGCUGAGCUUUUGAUAUAAUGGGAAUUUGAACCUCAUUUCCCACAAAUUUGCUGCUAUCUUUACUACUGUCUGUGAAAGCUGCAACAAAAAUAAACAUUUCUUAAACUAGGUCUCAUUUCU